Messenger RNA from Penaeus vannamei (Pacific white shrimp), 2650 nucleotides. NCBI's taxonomy places the organism in Eukaryota, Metazoa, Arthropoda, Malacostraca, Decapoda, Penaeidae. The record is from RefSeq and is a predicted model, not a curated record.
CGCGAAGGACCGUAUUCCCCGUGGCCAGUGCAGUGUAGGAACUCAUUUGACCUCUCCGCGAAGGACCCGUAUUCCCCCGUGGCCAGUGCAGUGCUAGGGAACGCGUGGAAAUUGCAUAGCCAUUAGACUCCCAGACCUCGUCCCCAGCGCCCUUUCGGCCCCCUUGAGCCAGGCAGCAGCAAGGGUAGCGUCUCACCCAGACCUUCAGCCCCGCCUCAGACCGGCACCCGCUCCGUCACUGUGCACCUCCGAAAUGAAUCCGUCCCAGCACAUGACCUUCGCCUUGUACGAGAUGACCACUCACACAAGCAAGAAGGUUCUCCUCUUCAUACUGGAGUGGGGCACUCCCAGGAGGGAUGCAAGCAAGACCUUCUAUGAGUACCUCUUGCAAGUGAAGAGGAUGUCUUUGACAACAAUACGCAAGCAAUUUAAUCAGAGUCAAAGACAAAAGAUAGAGAAGAGUGGUGACAUUGGCACAUUUGAUGUCUCACUCAUAUUUUUAUGCAUUGUCCAUGGGUGUGAUGGACUGGCCCCCCCAGGAGAUGCCAAAUGGACCACUAGAGCAGAGACACUGGAACGAUAUGUGACCUCCAUUAAAACUUAUAGAAAUAAUUUUCUACAUGGAGAAUAUGAUAUUACUCACACAGAAUUUCUUAAGGUGACAGAGGAGCUGAGAGAUCUGCUCAACAAAACCCUCGAGAGAGCAGCUGAAAUCUACAACAUAGGAGAUGAAAUCCUCCAGGGGAUCUUGCAAGAUAUAAACACAGAGAUCAACAGUCUUAGAAACAAUCCCUCACAGGCAACAAAUUCUCAUGCAUUAGUCCUCGACAGACAGCGCCAGAUGGUGAAAGUCGAAGGAAAACUAGAGCUGAAGAAGAUUUACAGAGAGGAGUCCAGUUUUGGACCAGCUUCGAAUUUGCUUGGGAAAUCGAAGGUGCGUGUGGACAAGGUCUUCACCACGAUGGAAAUCAAGCAGGAAGGCUCACAAACACAGUUCAUUCAGUAUAGUGAACUUCUCGCAAAGGCGGAGGAGAGACGAGUAGACAAUGGGAAAGACUGUUCCGUGUUGCUCAUUGAAGGGCCUGCGGGUGUUGGCAAGACAACCCUCACAAGGAAGAUGAUAAGUGACUGGGCUUCAGGCACUAGCUCCAUGGAGACUCUCACUGAUUAUGAUUUUGUGUUGUUAAGUAGGUGCCGAGACGAAAUCCAUUCCCUUGGCAACCUACUAGGCACAUUGAUGCCAAAAAUUAAAAUUAAAGUCCAAAGUGAUAAUGAUAUGAUGAAUUACUUAUCAGGAAACAGACUCAUGUUCAUUGUGGAUGGGCUCGACGAGAUGAACUCAGCAUCAGAUAGAGUGCUGAGAGAAAUCAUGGGGAUGAGCAGAGACGAUGACAUCACUGUUCUCUGCACAACACGACCCAACAAAGUACCUGACUUCAAGAGAUAUGUGCCGGACAAAUUUGAUAUUAUGCAUGUCAAAGUUUUGGGCAUAGAAGAGAACAAACGUGAAGAGUUUGUAAGAAAUUACAGCUUGGCAUUACAAGACCCAGGCACCGAGAACAAAGACAUCUCUGGUCUCCUCCGGUAUCUGGCAAGGAAAGACAGCCGGAUGCAGGCCCACUGGCGGUUCCCCUUCAACUUGGUCCUCAUGACAAUAUUAUGGUUCUUUGACCCCCAAGCUGUGAACAGUCUGACCACGGCAACGGAACUCUUCACAAAGACACAUGACUUGUACAUCCAACGGUUGAUUCAGAGGCUAAAGAAACACCAAGAAACAAAAACUUCUACAUGGGAUGAACUGAGAGGAAUACAGAGGCUGAAGGAGGCAUGUCGCCUUCUAAAUCUUCCACCAAAAGAAGUUCUUGGAUCGUUCUGUAUUCCGGCAACUUCCUUGACAAACUUCGAGGAAAGGUACAGCUAUCCUCACAAGGGUUUCCAAGACCUUUACUCUGCUAUGCAUCUGGUUGGCAUUCUGAAAACGCAUGAACUGGGACUAAACAUCCCCAGUAUAAUGUCUGGAAUCGAGACUGUUCUCCUACGUGAAGAUGUUCCUAGAGAUGUUGUUAGAUCCUGCUUUAAUUACUGCUCUGAGAGGUUAUUAGAAUACCAACGUGACACUAUCAAGAAAUCAGGUAGUAUUCAGAGCGUUCUAGAAGGAGCCACCAAGGAAGCUGCCUUGUACAUCGGCCAAGAGACAAAGUUGGUUGUGACACUGGCAGAGGAAAGAGCCACUGAGCUUGUGGAAUUACUCAAGGCCACUGGUAUUCGGGACACAUCUCAGUGGCUGGACUUGCUCUCUGAGGUCAAGUGCGACAACACAAUAACUGCAUUAAUUUCCAAAAAGAUUGAUCUCACUGGAUGCAUAUUUAUAAGAGAUGAACACUUAGCUGCAUUCCUGCGUGUCCUGAGCCACGCACGUCCGUCACCCUUGGUCCUGGACAUCAGCGGCGACCCCGAGGACAUCCCAUGCCUGAGUGAACUCCUAAGGGCAAUGAAAGGCAAGACGUGGAAGGUGAGGCUUAUGGCUCUCCCACGCACUUCCGACACCAAGAGCCGGCGGGCAGCGUCCUCGAGGAAGCGCUUCAGCAAGUUUUCCGAAGGUGAUGUGCAGCUUUUGACUUUUGAGACCGAAAGGAACUUUUUAAUUUAG